Molecule: messenger RNA, 3672 nt
Organism: Megalops cyprinoides (Indo-Pacific tarpon)
Lineage: Eukaryota; Metazoa; Chordata; Actinopteri; Elopiformes; Megalopidae
Product: A disintegrin and metalloproteinase with thrombospondin motifs 18-like
Exons: 23
Coding region: 1-3672 (1223 amino acids)
Biological process (GO): extracellular matrix organization; proteolysis
Cellular component (GO): extracellular matrix
Molecular function (GO): metalloendopeptidase activity
Source: RefSeq, a predicted model, not a curated record
AUGGAUUGCCUUUUCCUUUUGAUAUGGACUUUACCUAUUCCAUUAGUCAGCUGCAGUUCAGUGAAGUUAUCCAGCCUCUGGUUUGGGAAUAUUAUGAAGACUUUGCAGAUAUGCUGCUCCUUUUCAAUGUCUUCUGUCACGGCCACUUUUACCAGUGUCACCAGUGGACUAAAUCAUGAUUAUGUAUUUGUGACCCCCAUUGAGGUGGACUCCACGGGAGGCUACAUCUCACAUGAUGUGAUGGGGGGCAGUCGGAGGAGGAGGUCCCUGCUGUCUUCCAAGGGCUCCCUGCACUACAAGCUGUCAGCCUUUGGGAGAGACAUGCACCUUGACUUGAGGCCCGCCAAGGUGGUGGCAGAUGAGUUUACCGUACAGACCGUUGACACAGAGGGCUUCACCAUUACAGCUCAGGAGCCUGACUUCCACAACUGCUUUUAUCAGGGAUUCAUACGAAACCACUCUGCUUCAUCAGCAGCCAUAUCUACCUGUUCAGGCCUGUCAGGUUUGAUCCGGACAGCAGACGAGGAGUUCUUCAUUACCCCCUUGCCCCAGCACCUGGCUGUGGAGCACAACUACAGUGCUCCCAGUGGACACCACCCACACGUGGUCUAUAAACGCUCAGCUGAGAACCGGAUAUACAACAGCAGGCCAACAUCCGACUUCCCAAGACCAUUCAACCCUUCCCUGCAUCUCCUCCAUCACCACAAGCACCAGCAUGGGAAACUGCAGAGGCAACACUUCUGUGGACAACACAAGCAAUACACUCCUAAGCCCCCUGCCGAGGAUCAACCCAUUAUGCCUGAUGAGUUUGAACUGCAAGGCAGGGCCAAGCGCUCACCUAUCACCUCCAACAAGGUGGGGGGGCUGAAUGUGGAAACACUGGUGGUAGCAGACCGGAAAAUGCUAGAGAAACAUGGAAGAGAGAACGUCACCACCUACGUCCUAACCGUCAUGAACAUGGUAUCCAGUCUUUUCAAGGAUGGCACCAUUGGAACUGAUAUAAACAUUGUUGUUGUCAGCCUCCUUCUUCUUGAGCAAGAUCCACUGGGCCUGAUGAUAAACCACCAUGCUGACCAGUCCCUGAAUAGUUUCUGCCAGUGGCAGUCAGGUCUUGUCGGGAAGAAUGGGAAACGUCAUGACCACGCCGUGCUGCUUACUGGGUUGGACAUCUGCUCCUGGAAAAAUGAACCUUGUGAUACUCUUGGUUUUGCCCCCAUAAGUGGGAUGUGCAGUAAAUACCGGAGCUGCACCAUAAAUGAAGACACAGGACUAGGUCUGGCUUUUACCAUAGCACAUGAAUCUGGGCACAAUUUUGGCAUGAUUCAUGAUGGUGAGGGGAACCCAUGCAGGAAGGCGGAGGGAAAUAUCAUGUCGCCCACAUUGGCCGGAAAAAAUGGUGUUUUCUCCUGGUCUGCCUGCAGCCGCCAGUACCUCAGCCGGUUCCUUGGAACAGCUCAAGCUUCUUGUUUGGUGGAUGAGCCGAAGCAAAUUGGACAAUAUAAAUACCCUGAGCAGCUCCCUGGCCAGCUGUAUGAUGCUGACACACAGUGCAAAUGGCAGUUUGGCUCAAAGGCAAAGCUCUGUAAUCUGGAUUUUGUGAAGGACAUCUGCAAGUCUCUGUGGUGCCACAGGACAGGGCACAGAUGUGAGACUAAGUUCAUGCCAGCUGCUGAAGGAACAAGUUGUGGAACAAACAUGUGGUGUCGUAGAGGCCAAUGUGUGAGAUUCGGGGAUCAUGGCCCAAGUGCUGUCCAUGGUCAGUGGUCAGAGUGGUCUGGAUGGUCUGACUGCUCACGUACCUGCGGAGGGGGUGUGAUGUACAGGGAAAGAUCCUGCAACAGCCCCAGGCCGCAAUACAAUGGCAAGUUCUGCCAAGGCUCCAGUCGAUUAUACCAGUUGUGCAACACUAAAGUGUGCGAGCCCAACGGAGUGGACUUCCGUGCCCAACAGUGUGCAGAGUACAACAGUAAGCCCUUCAGGGGUUGGUACUACAAAUGGAAACCCUACACAAAAGUGGAAGAGGAGGACAUCUGCAAGCUGUACUGCAUUGCGGAGGACUUUGACUUCUUCUUCGCUAUGUCCAGCAAAGUCAAGGAUGGCACAUCCUGCUCAGACCACAGAAGGGACGUUUGCAUCGAUGGGAUAUGUGAGCCUGUUGGAUGUGACCAGAUUCUGGGUUCAAAGUCAACUGUGGAUGCCUGCGGUGUGUGUAAGGGAGACAACUCUACAUGCAAGUUCUUUAAGGGCCAGUAUCUCCUGCAGCACAGAGCAAAUGAGUACUACCCCGUAGUGACCAUCCCAGCUGGAGCGAGAAGCAUCCAUGUGCAAGAAAUGGAAAUCUCCACCAGCUAUCUGGCUGUCCUCAAUAUGAAGAAGAAAUACUAUCUGACAGGGGACUGGACCGUUGAUUGGCCAGGAGUGUUCCAAUUCGCUGGGACAGUGUUUGACUAUCAGCGCUCCUUCAACCGGCCGGAGAGCCUAUACGCAGCGGGGCCAACUAAUGAGACGCUGGUCUUUGAAAUCCUGCUGCAGGGGAAGAACCCAGGCGUGGUGUGGGAGUACACCCUACCCAAGAGUGAAAAGAAGCCCAAUUAUACCUGGGGGGUGGUCCGCUCCGACUGUUCGGCUCCCUGUGCUGGAGGUCGGAUCUCAACAAAAGCAAUAUGUUUACAAGACCAGCGAACCCAAGUCAACUCCACUCUCUGCAAUCCCCAAACAAGACCAGUGGUGGGAUCUAUCCUCUGCAACACACACCCUUGCCCAGCUUACUGGAUGACCGGAGAGUGGGAGGCGUGUAGUUGCACUUGUGGGGGUGGCCAGCAGGUGCGUCAUAUCCGAUGCAUCCGCAAAGUGACGUACCAGAGACAGGAGGUUUUGGCACACUCACUGUGCCCUGUCAUAGUCCCGGAACAGGUCCAGCCAUGCAACGUGCAAGCCUGCCCACCAGAGUGGAGCACUGGAGCAUGGUCCCAGUGCUCCAAGACAUGUGGACGUGGUCUAAGGAAGCGCAGCGUGUUUUGCAGUCUCACUGAUCCAGGGCCAAAGGCUGUGGUGGUGCCGGACAGCAUGUGCAAACCACACCACAAACCCAAGUCCCAGGAAACCUGUGUGGUGCGCCGCUGCCCUAAAAAUGACAAGCUACAGUGGCUGACAACGCCCUGGAGUGAGUGCUCCACCUCCUGUGGCGCAGGCAUUCAGAAGAGAGAGCUGUUCUGUGGUGAGAGAAGCCUUCAGGAUGAGUACACGGAGUUCCCCCUGAGAAGGUGCAGGAACCUGCCCAAGCCGGCCCUGGAGCUCCAGCAGGUCUGCAGCAAGGGCGCAUGCCCAGAACCUAAGCCCACGCCAGGCCGGACUGCCAGCGCCAUGGUGAUGGGCUGGUACACCUCACCCUGGCAGCAGUGCUCAGUGUCUUGUGGAGGAGGGGUACAGACCCGUAGUGCACAGUGUUUGAGACAGGGGCGGCCCACUGCAGGGUGCUUACCUCACCACAGACCCCUCACAUCCCGGGCCUGCAACACUCACUUCUGCCCUGCUCCCACACCUGCCCUUAAAGAGGAGCAGCCUUGCCUUGACUCCUUCAGCUGGUGCCACCUGGUUCCUCAGCAUGGUGUGUGCAACCACAAAUUCUAUGGGCAGCAGUGCUGCAAGUCCUGUUCCCUAAAGAAGCAGUAG